This is a messenger RNA of Cyprinodon variegatus (sheepshead minnow), 2852 nucleotides long. RefSeq names its product carboxypeptidase A6 (gene cpa6). The coding region runs from base 161 to 1504 and encodes 447 amino acids. Gene Ontology annotation, biological process: proteolysis. Lineage: Eukaryota; Metazoa; Chordata; Actinopteri; Cyprinodontiformes; Cyprinodontidae. The transcript is spliced from 11 exons. Gene Ontology annotation, molecular function: metallocarboxypeptidase activity; zinc ion binding. The record is from RefSeq and is a predicted model, not a curated record.
UGCGGAGCUGGGAGGCGUCAUCUGAGCGGCUCAGUGCGCACAUUCAGACUCCUGCAGCUUUAAGGCGCUGCGCGCUCAACCUGUGAUUCCUGGAAGCGUCUCUGUGAGGCUGACCUGCAUCCUGCAAACUGUCCCCGAGUCUCUGACCUGUUGAUCAGGAAUGGAUCUGGACCAUUGGAGAACAUUUGGCGCCUAUCUGUUACUGACCUGUGUGAUAAUCUGCAGUAAUGUGCAGAUUAUCAUCGGCGCGUCUCAGUACAACAACCGCUACGCAGGCGACCAAGUCUUCAGGAUUACCCCAAGUAACAACGCAGAGGUACAAGCCCUAAAGAAAAUCCUGGGACAGAUUAAGGUGGACUUCUGGCAGCCCAACAGUGCUUCUCUAAUCCAUCAAAAUGCCACGGUGGAUGUUCAUGUGAAACAAAAUGACACACUAGACCUGCGUUCUCAAUUAAAGCUGGAAAGGAUCAAAUAUCGAGUGGUUAUUUCCAAUCUGCAGAGAGAAAUUGAAAAGCAGAUGGCACAUCGGUUCACUCGCAAGCGAAGGUCAGAGUUUCAGUAUGACUACGAGGUUUACCACUCACUGGAAGAGAUUCAAGACUGGAUGUUUGAGAUGAACAGGAGUCACCCUGAGCUGGUUACUAUGUUUUCUGUUGGAAAGUCAUACGAAGGAAGACCACUUUAUGUGCUUCAGCUAGGAAAGAGAAGCCGUCCUCAAAAGAAAUCCGUGUGGAUUGACUGUGGCGUUCAUGCCAGGGAGUGGAUUGGACCUGCUUUUUGCCAGUGGUUUGUCAGAGAGGCACUCAGCUCAUACAAGCAUGACUCUGUAAUGACACGACUACUGAACCAUCUUGACUUCUUUGUCAUGCCCGUCUUCAAUGUGGAUGGAUAUCGCUUCAGCUGGAACACGGAUCGUUUUUGGAGGAAAACACGCUCCAAAAACCGUAAGUUCCACUGCAGAGGAGUGGACCCAAACAGGAACUGGAAGGUUAAAUGGUGCGAGGAGGGAGCUUCCUUUCAUCCCUGUGACGACACCUACUGUGGGCCCUUUCCUGAAUCGGAACCUGAAGUCAAAGCAGUCGCCAAGUUUCUGCGCAAACACAAGAAGCACAUGAAGGUGUACAUAUCCAUCCAUGCCUAUGCACAGAUGCUGCUUUACCCGUACUCCUACAAGUAUGCUAGGAUUCCCAACUUUAACUGUGUGGAGUCAGCAGCUCAGAAUGCAGUGACAGCAUUAUAUUCUGCUUAUGGGGUUAGGUACAGAUAUGGACCUGCCUCCACAACUUUGUAUGUUAGCUCUGGCAGCUCUAUUGACUGGGCCUACAAAAACGGGAUUCCCUAUGCCUUUGCAUUUGAACUAAGGGAUACAGGACAUUUCGGUUUCCUCCUGCCCGAAUCAUUGAUCAAGCCCACCUGCACUGAGACCUUAAGAGCCGUGAAAACCAUUGCGUCGGGUCUGCUGAAGAAGUGCAAGACAGAGAAGACCAGAUUUCCAGAUAUAUGAAGACUUUGUUGAAUUUUAGAUCCUUCCUACCAGUUUUUAGGUGAAGAACUCAAAAUGACAUUCAACCAAAUAAUAUCAAUGAUUAGAUUUUGAUUUUUCUUUGAAGGAGCAGCCUCCUUUUGCCAGCAUAAAAUUAUUUUCUGCAAACAGUAAGGAUGGAAGCACUUGAUGGGCUAUGUUAGCACUUUAAACAUAAAAUAAAGACAACAAUUUUAUAUUCAAGCAAUUAACCAGUCUGAUAAUUAUAUUUGACUAUGCAUGUAAUAUACCACUUUUUGAAACCAUAUGAGGACUUUGAUGUGACUGCCAUUUAUUUAAGCCAUUACUAGCAUAUUCCUAACCCUGACUUUAACUUCCAUGUAAUUCAUGCCUCUAAAUCUAACCAUUAACCAUAAAUGUACUAUAAGCUAAAGCUUAUAAAGCUUAGCUUUUGCAAAAGCAUUUUUGCAACUUUUCUAAAUUGUUUGUCAAUAACUGAUUAAUUAUGCCGUUAGCAAAGUGUUUCAUUAGACUGCAUGGCUGGCCCAGCUUAUAAACAAGAGACUAGAUAACGAUGCAGAGAGAUGGCGUGUGAUGCCAUAACAUACUCCAACUAAAAAGACAACUUUAGUGUUUCUUUGGUUCUAUUUUUCUGAAAUAAUUAGUUCAUGUUUAUCACUUCUUAAAAAAUGACGAUCCACCACAUUUAGGGUGGAAUUUAGCCUUCAUUAGACCUGUCAGUCUUCACAAGGUUAUUAGAUAAAAAAGGUACAACCAAAAACAUUGGAAUAUUGCAUAAAAGUGCCAUACUUCUUACCAUAAGGUGAAACUCAUAUGCACAAUCGUAACACAGAGUAAUAUGUUCUAAGCCUUUGUUUUUAUUUAGAUUUUUAUGAAAACAUAAUAUGCAUUUAAUGUUAAACCAGUGAAGGUUUUAGUUGAGUUUGAAAAGCAGCCACCUACCAGGAAAUGCUAUAUACUUCUUUCUGCUGAUUACCUUUAUGGAGAAGAUGCUGAUUUCCUUUUCCAGCAAGACUUGACACCUGCCAAAACUGCCAAAAGUACCAAGGUCUAGUUCAGUGACCAUUGGUGUUCCUGCUCUUGGCUGAUCAGCACACUUCCUCUGACACGAAGCCCAUAGUAAAUGUAUUGGCCUUUUAUUAAAAGCAAGAUAAGAGACACCAGACCCAAUAUUGCAAAUACAUUGACCUAAUACCACAGCCUGAUCACCUCUAAUCCACAGCUCAUUCAUGCAAGAGGAGGCCCAACCAAGGAUUGAAUGUGUCAAAAUUGACAUACUUUUCAUAAGCCUGAAAUUUGUGCAUAAAACAUUCAGAUUAACCCAUUGGUGCAAUGAAAGACAAUGAGA